Molecule: messenger RNA, 600 nt
Organism: Lycium barbarum (goji berry)
Lineage: Eukaryota; Viridiplantae; Streptophyta; Magnoliopsida; Solanales; Solanaceae
Exons: 1
Coding region: 1-600 (199 amino acids)
Source: RefSeq, a predicted model, not a curated record
AUGAUCAGGAAGAUAUUUGAAGCUAGGGAACUAGUUAAUCAGAUGCAGCUUCACCCCGGUAAAUGUCUGAUCAGGCAAAUUUAUUAUCAUUCUCUGCAAACCAGGCCCCCUGUUCCUUGGAAAUGCUUGGUGUUCCAAAACGCAGCUAGGCCAAAGGCAAUCUUCAUCACUUGGCUGCACUUUAUGGGCAAGCUGCUCAUCACCGACAGGCUAGAGAAAUGGGGAAUUGAGGUGGAGCCUAAAUGCUGUUUAUGCCAGACCUACGAUGAAUCUAGAGAGCAUCUCUUUGUGCAAUGUGACUACAGUAGAGCUUUGUGGAAUAAGGUAUUACAGUCGAUGCGAAUGCAACCUUAUCCUCCAGCUAACUGGGAGCAACAUCAACAAUGGUUAAUUAAUAUGACAAAAGGCAGAUCUAUGAAGACUCAAGCUAUCAAGAUGCUAUGCACAGAAGUUAUUCAUGCCAUCUGGACUGAGAGGAACAUGAGAAUCUUUGAGAAACAAAGCAGAAGUUGGGACAGAAUAGCAAAAGAGAUCGUCUAUGUAGUAUGUGUUAGAGCUUUCCCUAGAUUUCAACAUUUAUUUCACAAUCUUAUAUUCUAG